This is a messenger RNA of Ceratina calcarata, 974 nucleotides long. RefSeq names its product proteasome alpha5 subunit (gene Prosalpha5). The record is from RefSeq and is a predicted model, not a curated record. The coding region runs from base 111 to 839 and encodes 242 amino acids. Gene Ontology annotation, biological process: proteasome-mediated ubiquitin-dependent protein catabolic process. The transcript has 3 exons. Gene Ontology annotation, cellular component: proteasome core complex, alpha-subunit complex; proteasome core complex. NCBI's taxonomy places the organism in Eukaryota, Metazoa, Arthropoda, Insecta, Hymenoptera, Apidae.
AACUCUCAGUGACUAGCGUUUGUCGCGUUUGUGAGUGCUUUGUGAGUGUGACAGUCGGCUUAAACUUAUUAUUAAAGAAUUUUUGUUCGAACGGUAGAAGUACUUUGAAGAUGUUUUUAACACGUUCCGAAUACGAUCACGGUGUCAAUACCUUCUCCCCAGAAGGGAGACUGUUCCAAGUCGAAUAUGCCAUAGAAGCUAUUAAACUUGGUUCCACUGCCAUUGGAAUUGCAACAACAGAAGGUGUAGUUCUAGUUGUGGAGAAACGAAUCACUUCCAGCUUAAUGGAGCCCACGACUGUUGAAAAAAUUGUUGAACUUGAUAAGCACAUCGGCUGUGCAGCGUCAGGGUUGAUAGCUGACUCUAGGACAAUGAUAGAUCGUGCCAGAGUAGAAUGCCAAAAUCAUUGGUUUGUCUACAAUGAGAAAAUGUCUGUGGAGUCAACGGCACAGGCUGUUUCCAAUCUGGCUAUACAGUUUGGAGACAGUGACGACGAUGGUAGUGCCAUGUCGAGACCGUUCGGUGUAGCAAUGUUGUUCGCUGGUAUUGAUGAGAAAGGGCCUCAGUUAUAUCACAUGGAUCCUUCCGGCACUUUUGUACAAUUUGAUGCGAAAGCUAUUGGUUCUGGAAGCGAAGGUGCUCAACAAAAUCUUCAAGAAGUAUAUCACAAGUCUAUGACGCUGAAGGAAGCAAUAAAAGCGGCUCUGACUAUAUUGAAACAAGUGAUGGAAGAGAAACUGAGUGAUAACAAUAUAGAAAUAAUGACAAUGACACCCGAGAAACAGUUUCACAUGUUCCCAAAAGCCGAAUUACAAGAGGUGAUUAAAGAUAUCGCUUAAAACUUAAACCAUUUAAGACAUGUUAAUUUUAUUGUCGUGAAUACAUAAAUUUAUUAAGCAAAACGUGUGCUACGCGAAUGUUGUAUAUCUGCAAAUUACACAUACAUUUUUCACUUAAAGAAAGCGCAAUUUUUA